Messenger RNA from Acaulospora morrowiae, 631 nucleotides. The record is from the annotation of a GenBank genome assembly. NCBI's taxonomy places the organism in Eukaryota, Fungi, Glomeromycota, Glomeromycetes, Diversisporales, Acaulosporaceae.
CUCCCAUCAAAGAGACAGAAAACAAAACCAAAACAAAAUGAGUUAUUCUUACUUCGUCUACCUGUUAAUCGCCAUCUUUCUGUACAGAUUACUUUCUCCUUAUUUCCUAAUUUCCUCUGGAUUUCGCAAGAUUCCAUCACUUCCCUUAAUUACUAAUGUUAAAUGGAACAUCGAACUAUAUCUGCUAGGCGUUCCUCUCGCGACCAACAUUAGGAAAUUUUUGUUGGAACCGAUUGAAGAGACGGGAAUCGUUAGAUAUUAUGACAUCUUGUGGAAGAGAUGGAUAAUUUUUGUCUCACGACCCCAUUUCUUAAAAGAAAUCAAUACCAAAACAGACACAUUCCAAAAGAUCGAUGCUGCUAAUCGACCAAUGUCUCGUUGCGAGUACGCAUAUAUCGGUAGAAAAAACAUUUUAUUUGAAAAUAAAGAGGAACACCUAAGACAUCGGAGGGUGGCAAAUCCGUCAUUCCAUCACAUAUGGCCAACGGAAUUGUUCGGAAACAUAAUUAAAGAGUUGAUCAAGGAGUUGGAUAAAGAUCUUAAAGUCAAUGAUACGAUCAAUGCACAAGUCAUGACUCAGGCGUUUACCUUGGAAGCGCUCGGCAAAGCAGCGUUUGGGUAUAAUUUUGGG